AUGAAUCCAAAUGUAUAUUGUCACGAUCAGUAUGAGAAUCCAUACUAUCUGCAUAAUACAUAUCAUCCUGGCCUCGUUCUGGUUUCUGAUCGAUUGAAUACCGCAUCGGAGUUUCACUCUUGGAGGAGAUAUGUUCGUAUGGCGUUGAAUGUUCGCAACAAGUUAGGCUUCAUUGAUGGUACGAUUCCUCGUCCUCCUCUUACUCAUAGAGAUUAUAGCGUGUGGUCUCGUUGCAAUGACAUUGUCGCGACUUGGUUGAUGAAUUCUGUUUCUAAGAAAAUUGGACAGAGUCUCUUGUUCAUCUCCAUGGCUGAAGGGAUUUGGAACAACUUGAUCUCACGUUUUAAGCAGGAUGAUGCUUCCAGGGUUUAUGAUUUUGAGCAGAGAUUGAGUAAGAUAGAACAAGGUUCAAUGGACGUUUACUUACUAUACUGA
Molecule: messenger RNA, 435 nt
Organism: Brassica rapa (field mustard)
Lineage: Eukaryota; Viridiplantae; Streptophyta; Magnoliopsida; Brassicales; Brassicaceae
Source: RefSeq, a predicted model, not a curated record